UUUUGAAUAUUGCUUCCAAGAUCGAAGAUGACCCAUGAACCGCAGAAGCCCGUCAAGCCGGCAGCCAAGGAGACUCCGGCUGUGAGCGAGGAGACGAGAACCACGGACAAGUGCCUGGCGGACUUUUGCAUGAAGGGCGGAAGUGGCCUGAUCGUCGGCUGCGCCUUCACCUUGUUCUUCACGAGACCACAAACCUAUCCCAUUUGGCUGGGACUGGGCAUCGGAAUGGGCGUGGCCUACGACUGCUGCCAGAGCCGCUGGAAUCAGCAGUGA
Drosophila santomea is the source of this 273-nucleotide messenger RNA. RefSeq names its product MICOS complex subunit Mic10. Lineage: Eukaryota; Metazoa; Arthropoda; Insecta; Diptera; Drosophilidae. Gene Ontology annotation, cellular component: mitochondrion; mitochondrial inner membrane; MICOS complex. The transcript has a single exon. The record is from RefSeq and is a predicted model, not a curated record. The coding region runs from base 28 to 273 and encodes 81 amino acids.